AUGAGUGUCAUGUUCGCAAAUUCUCGCACGACGCAGACAAAUGCUGGCCAUCUAGUGGAAUUUAAGGCUGGUCGUUCAAUACUGCAACCCGGUUCGACUCCUGAAAAAAGAAAGGUCGUUGCAGAUAAAACCAAGGGACUGGUUUUCAUAAAGCAGUCUAAUGAUCAACUUAUGCAUUUCUGUUGGGAAAACCGAGAGACUGGACAGGUGCCAGACGAUCUGAUUAUUUUCCCCGGUGACACGGAAUUUAUUCGUGUUAAAGAGUGCACGGAUGGUCGCGUAUACAUGCUUAAGUUCAAAAGUUCUGAUGAAAGACGUUUGUUUUGGAUGCAAGAAGGGGAAACAGACAAAGAUGAUGAAUAUUGUAAAAAGGUAAAUGAAAUACUUAACAAUCCUCCAGCCCCACGACAGAGUGGCCGAGCCGGUGGCGAAAGGAAUAUAUCACUUGGAGGUGCACUGGCAGCUUUUAAUUCUAGUGAGAAUGAAUUAUCUGCAUUAAGUAAUUUAGACCAAAGUCAGCUGAUGCAACUUUUAUCUCUGAUGAACAAUGGAGCGGGAUCGACAAGUGAUGGAGCAAAUUUCUUACCACAGCUUCCAUUGAUUAGUGAUGGAGCGCAACAAGCGACUGAAGGAAGCGCUUCAACGCGAGUUGCUACUCCCUCUAAUACUCCUGCAAAUGGCACCGUUUCUGGAAGUGGUGGGCAGGGAAAUGCUGUCCAGCUUUCGCAGUUGAAGGACAUCAUCGCAAGCAUUGGGAACCCUGCACGAGCGAAGAACCGUACGUUUUCAUCUUGUCUUUUUAUUCUUUCUCAAAUACAACCUUUCUUUUUAAGCAUUCAUUAUUGUCAGACUCGCGUUGAGUUGUCUGACGUUUUGAACAAUGACAACGUCGGUGAGACGGUGAAGAAUAACGGCGAUCAGUUGAUGCCUCAUCUACCAAAACAGGAUCCUAUCUAUACUCCCCAACAAGAACUUGAACAAACCGUUCGUACUCCACAAUUCCGUCAGGCGGUUGAUGUUUUCGGUCAUGCUUUUCAGACUGGACAGUUAGCUCCCGUACUUUCACAGUUUGGUAUGCCCCCUGAAGUUACUACAGCGGCGCAGUCGGGGGAUUUAGUAAACUUUGCCCAAAAAUUGACGGAGGCUGAAACUCAGAAGAAAACGGGGGAAAGUGCUGGCAGCAGUGAUGCCCCGUGUCCCCAGUCUCAACCGUCAUCUUCUGAGGUUGAUGCUCACAUAGCUCGUGAAGCAGAAGAGGAAGAGACUAAUGAGUCCUCACUUGUGAAAGAACCAGAACCUAAACGUGGAUUCUCUUUUAGCGCCAUGGCAUGGUGCUGCUCUUAUUUCUUUACAGUGGUCGGACAUAUUACUGUUUGGUACACCGUAAUACAGCUUCUUUUGAAGGUGUAUAGAUGCGUUUAUCCAUAUUUCUUUGCAAAACCACUGUAUCUGCUUAGUGUUGCUGGGGCUAAAUGGGCAGUUAUUACCGGAUCUACAGACGGCAUCGGCAGGGCAUAUGCUUUUGAGUUUGCCCGUCGAGGCUUCAACAUACUGCUGAUUUCGCGGAAUCAGUCCAGAUUGGAUGAAGUAAAAGAAGGCAUUGAAAAAGAGUCAAAAGUCGAAGUGCGUACGAUUCAGUUUGACUUUUCUUGUGCCGAUCUAGAAGAAUAUCAGAAGCGAAUUAUUUCUCAGUUGACUGCUAUGGAAGUUGGAGUUCUAGUGAACAAUGUUGGAGUUGCUUUUGAAUACCCCGACGUUUUGCACAUGGUUGAAGGGGGUUUAAAGAAACAUGUGGAGACCAAUAUUGUAAACACAUUACCAACGACGCUGCUUUGUGCUGCAGUUUUACCUCAGAUGGUUGAAAGGAAUAGUGGCAUUAUUAUUAAUGUAGCUUCUGGAGCUUCAUUUCAUAAAAUGAGCAUGUGGAGUACAUAUUCUGCAGCUAAGAAAUACGUAUCUUGGUUCACAGGGAUCUUACAGAAGGAAUACGCACGAACGCACAUUUUUAUUCAGCUUGUAUGCCCGCUUCUCGUUGCCACAAAAAUGGCUAAAGCAAGAAACACAUCAUUUUUCAUUCCAUCUGCUGAGGAUUAUGUUAAGAGCGCUGUGAACACUAUUGGAAUUCAGAAAAACACAAAUGGCUUCUUUUCACAUCAAAUCCAGGGCGAAGCCAUCUGUGACCUGCCAGAACCAAUUGCCAGUUACAUUUUAGACAACCGGUCAUUUAUGGUUCAUAAAAGGGCGAUCAAUAAGAAGUUGCGAGAUGCAAAGUCAGAAUAA
Molecule: messenger RNA, 2280 nt
Organism: Enterobius vermicularis (human pinworm)
Lineage: Eukaryota; Metazoa; Nematoda; Chromadorea; Rhabditida; Oxyuridae
Source: the annotation of a GenBank genome assembly